AUGGGUGUGUGGGAGACAGACGACGAGUAUCUCAGCGGCCCGGCUGCCACCUCUCUGCCGACGCCUCAUGAUACACCAUAUCGCACACCUUCACGAACAUCAAGAAAAUCCCGGCGUUCAGUCACGCCACCAGGAAAGGGAGUCUCACCUCCUCCUCUACCAAGCGACAUGGCAUCCAAACGCUCAUCUCGGGACGUCACCACAGACGAGACCAUCAGUAUCCUUGACCCUCGACGAUUCACUCCCACAUUGCAUGCCAAUCUAGUGUCUGAGAUAUUGGCUCUUCGAAGAGACCAGGAGGAAAAGUUCAAACAGAUCGAGAUUCUAGAGACGUCCCUUCAUGCUGCCAAAGAGGAGAGGGAGACGUUGAGACAAGAUCUUACCGAGACAGGAAAGGAAAGCAGAUCCCUCAAGCGCCAACUAUCGCUCCUUGAGGGCGGAACAUCAUCUGCCUUGGGUGAACUGGCCCGAGAGAGAGAUGACGCAGUUGAAUCAGUAUCUGAUACCAGGAAACGACUUGAGGCCGCGCAAAAGAAGAUCCGAAGCCAAGAGGAAGACUCGCAAAGGGUCCAUGAACUCUGGGCACAGGAGAAGGACGCCUGGGAAGAUGAGAGACGAAAAUUCGAGCGCCGAAUUCACGUUACCGAAAGCCGUUUGAAGACCAUUCUUGACGAGGUUGCGGCUUAUCAACAAGCUCAAAUGAACAAUGCGGCCAACGGCCAGGAGAGCGAAGUUGAGGAAAGCGGUCGAGAAAACGAUGCUGCAAGCGUGAGGACUAUGAGCAUGACCAACAGCGUCCGGUUUUCUAUCAUGAGCGGCCCUGGCAUGGCGAAGCUGAACGGCAACUCGCUUGCUGAUGAGCUUAACUUUGACGACGACGAAGAUGAGAUGAGCGAUCUGGAUGGUCGUGAGAGUGCCAUGUCGAAUCACGCAACGUCUUUUCAUGUGCGCAACUUCAGCCGCGAUAGCGUCCUGCACCGCAUACACGGUCGUAACCAGAGCUUGGAGAGCAUCAAACGACCGGGAAGUGUAGCACGUGGCAGACUCUUCAAGAACCAGGCAGUGCUUGAAGCUCUGGAAGGCGAAGAUGGCGAGGAUGAGGAGGAACAGCACCCUACGGCCCCCAAGGUUUCGUAUACCGACACGGGCAUCCAGUACUCGCCGCCUCCCUCACCCAAGCUCCCUCCCACGAAGCCCGCUACUCCAGAGCCUCCUGUUCGCGCUAAGUCACCAGAAGUUGAGUGCUCGCCACGGGCAGAUGGUGAAAUCGAGGCAAACCAACGCCGAAAGCGAGUCCACAUCAACCGUCCGCUCAGCAUUGAACCACCGACGCCUAGACGUCUCAUGGUCUCUGCCGCUGCCCAGACAAUGGAAGAGCCUUUGACACCUCCCAAGACGCCAAAGUCACCUACUCGCCCUCCUCCUCCACCACCACCCCCAGUAGUGGAACCGCCGGUCGAGAAGAAGCCUGUGAUGAUUACAUCGUCCACACAGACUGACGCACCGCCUGUUCGCGCGCCCUCACCUGUCCGCACUCCAUCUCCUCCACCCCUGGCAAUCCCUAGCAUUAGUGUUCACCCUCCCACCAGUCGUCCCAACACACCUCGUGAGCCACGACUGCCGCAAUACUGCAAGGACUUUGGCUGCCAAGUCAAUCUGUCUUCCCCAGUUUCGACGACUGAAGCUGGAGUUCAGACAGAAGGCAUCCAAACCGACAAGCGGCUGGCCCUCCUUCCAGCCCAUCUCCAACCCUCUGCCAUCUCUUCAAGACCUACAUCCCCGAACCCAAGCCCUGUCAAUGAAUCUGCCAAGAACUUUACACCUGUUCCGGGCAAUGUUCCACCACGAAACCCUCGCCGGCUGACAACCAAGCGAAGCCUGAGCGAUUUGCCCUCGUCUCCAAUCUCAGUUGCCGAUGAUGACACCCUCCAUGACGCUUAUCCUGGAAACAACGAUGAUGGUCCUUUGUCGAGCCAGCGGGCGCCUGUGCGGAGGCCUCAUCGCUUCAGCAGCUUGUUUGCUGGCUUUGAUGGUGGAAGCUCUGAUGAGGCAGAUGAGUUUGGAGAUGUCGAGCUGAGCGAUUCUGAGUAUCGGACAGCCUUGUCUGCACCUCGACCAAAGUCCAUCUCAAGCCGCCCUGGCAAACGCAGCUCAACAGGCACGACUGGAACCAAUGGAACAAUCCCAACAUCUCCUGAGCAAAUCACAAUGCGCCAGGGACCACGUAUGGCAGCAGAGCUUCAUCAUGCUUACCGUAACGCUGAUAAGGAUGGCAUGGGUCGAAUGUCUUCGAGCAAGUCUGGCAGAGCCUACGAGAAGGGACCUGCUGGCAUGUCAUCUAACCGAGCCAGUGUGAUGAGGAAGGCGGCCAUGAUCCAGAAUGGUAUCGCAAGUCAUCAAGGCCGUUCAAGGAGCCCUAGCCUGCCCGAAUCCAACAACCCACCUAACCCACCAUUCCCAAUCCCAACCCGAGCUAGCUCGCGGAAGCUUCCAUUCAGUGCGAGCGCCCCGAGUGACGGACAGAGAAGCCCAACCAGAGGAGAUACCUUCCAGCGCCGAGGCUCCGGUCGUGUGUACCGCGCGAGCAGCAUCAGAAAGGUUCGCUCAGCUGCUGCUUUACCACGCAACCAGAGACACCGUCGCCAAGGAAGUCGCUCUCCCCCUCCGUUGUCUCCUUCUACGGAGGCACCUGAGAGCCCCAGCCUUCCCCCUCUGCCACGGAACGAUAUCACAACUCCCCGUACCCGAGUCCGCCAUAGUGGACAGUUCAGGCAUCAACACAAGCUUUCAACUAACACGGACAACACUUUCAACACGUUUAAUACGUUCAACACGUCUAAUACUGCCAACACUGGUAGUACCGACCCACCACCAUUCAUGUCCAGCAGUGCUCAGAGCACUGGUGUAGUGGAUGCCAUUGCCCAGGCCAUGGUUGGUGAGUGGAUGUUCAAGUACGUCCGCAGAAGAAAGUCGUUUGGUGUGCCAGAAAGCAACGGCAAGGACGACACUGGCAACGACCGGCACAAGAGAUGGGUCUGGCUCGCACCAUAUGAAAGGGCCAUCCUCUGGAGCAGCAAGCAGCCGUCCUCGGGCAGUGCCUUGAUGGGCAAGACUGGCCGAAAACUGACGAUCCAAUCUGUGCUGGAUGUCAAGGACGACAACGCCGCGCCCAAGGGCAUGGCUCCUGUCUUUAACCGAUCAAUCCUCAUUCUCACGCCACAGAGAGCCCUGAAGUUUACAGCAGUAUCUGCCGAUCGACAUUAUAUCUGGUUGACGGCUCUGUCGUUCCUAGCGCAUUCAUCCCAGGCAGUGCCCGAGAUCAUUUCAGCGCCGCCGCCUAUCCAACAAGCACCACUGCCCGAGUUUGAAGAGCCCCGAUCCAAGAUGAAGCGCGGGGGUAUCAGAGACUCGAUCCGUCUCGCCAAGGGUCGCACGGCAGCUCCUAGGCCUGGACCGCCAAGCAUCCCUAGCAUCCCCAGUAUCCCGAGCGCGCCAUCUUCACAGAUGGGCGAUGUAACGAGCUUCCCAAUCGCAGAAUCCGUGGGUGGCUUCUCAAGCUCAGCAGGCGGCUUCUCGAGCAACCACUCGCGCGAUGAUUCGAGAGAUGCGGCGGAGCCUCCCUUUAUUCCACGCUUCCAUGACCGGAAUCAAGCUAUGGUUCAUGGACGUAAGCGAAGCAACACUGGCGGCCACGUACCGCCGCCGCUCUCCUUCCGGGGCUUCUCUGGACCUAUCGGCGGUCACUGGCACAGGCACUGGAACCGGAACCGGAACCGGAACUUGGGGGAUGACCAGGCCGGGUCGGGGCGCACCUCGGAGGCAUCAUCUCGGCCCAGCAACUUCUUCGAUGCUAUUGGAACUGUGCGGAUGGAGGCUUUCAUCAGCCCUCUAGCAUUCUCGCAAUUCAACGAUUAUCCGGAUGAGAAUGACGAGUUUCGUCACUCUCUCCGGAGGCGUAGCAAGGAACAAAGGCGACGACAAAGCCGGAGUCGACAUAGGGACAGCUAUCACUCUCGUGGCAACCGUGCAGGAUUUGACGACUAUUAUCAUGGAAGCAGAACCGCCGGCGAGGAGGACUACUUCCGUGACGAUCCUUUCAAGGGAUUCUAA
Molecule: messenger RNA, 4110 nt
Organism: Fusarium vanettenii 77-13-4
Lineage: Eukaryota; Fungi; Ascomycota; Sordariomycetes; Hypocreales; Nectriaceae
Exons: 4
Coding region: 1-4110 (1369 amino acids)
Biological process (GO): microtubule cytoskeleton organization; establishment of mitochondrion localization; maintenance of protein location in cell cortex
Cellular component (GO): mitochondrion; cell cortex
Molecular function (GO): tubulin binding; phospholipid binding
Source: RefSeq, a predicted model, not a curated record